This is a messenger RNA of Acanthochromis polyacanthus (spiny chromis), 10529 nucleotides long. Its product is annotated as peripheral-type benzodiazepine receptor-associated protein 1. The transcript has 34 exons. Gene Ontology annotation, biological process: neuromuscular synaptic transmission. The record is from RefSeq and is a predicted model, not a curated record. Bases 6 to 7121 code for a protein of 2371 amino acids. Gene Ontology annotation, molecular function: protein binding. Lineage: Eukaryota; Metazoa; Chordata; Actinopteri; Pomacentridae.
GCAUUAUGAGGAAAGACAGGGAUAACCCUCUGGCACUGUCCUCUAAGAAACCAUGCCAUGACCAGACGGACUAUGGGCAAGAGUUGGAGAGGCUGUUUGCUGAUUUGGAAGCUGAGAAGCACCGAACACAGCGGACUUGUGACCAACUUAGUGUGGAGCUUCGGCAUCUGCGAGAAGAAGCAGAGAAGGAACAGCAGAGAGCUGUGAGGGAGUUGAGGGCCCGGCGAGGGUGCCAAAAGGACAAAGACUCUCAGAGACGUGGGCAUCUCCUGAUUAAGGAGGUGAACAUUCAAGACAGUGGACAGUACAGCAAAGUAGAUUCCACAGGGAAAAAGACUUUUUGUUUUUGCAGUGGACAAACGUAUACAAAGCUGGAGCAAUUGCUGACGCUGUAUGAGCAGAUAAAUGAUGAGCAGGCAGCUUAUAAACUGCAUCACUGGCAGGAUUUUGAGCUAGAAAAGGCGAUCUCACUGUGCCACUUGCUAGAGUCCCAUGGGAGACUUUUGCAGGGACUGCAGAGAGCAGGACCCCCCGGCUAUGUUUUCAAAAGCCCCUCAAGGAAGCCAGCUCAGGAAGACGAUAGUAACACCCGUCAGACGACACCUCUCUCAACGUACUCCAAGGCCUCGCUACAGAGAUCCCUGGAUGCUUCCCGCUCAGCUAAAAGGAUAACCAAACAGAAUCAGUUGAAGCAGACCUUUGGUUGGGAUGUGUGCACAGCUGACCCCAGCCCCACUGCUUCAGCCCUGGACACCUGUCAGAGUGACUCUCUGAAAAUUUGUCACCCUCACAACAUUCCCCAUGCAGACUGGGAUGACUGGCCCUCCAUCUGCUCUGAGUCCUCUCAGUCAGACGUGCCAGUGCCCUCCAAAUGCUUGGAGAGAAACAUGGAGAGAGUGAUGUAUGACCUGUGCACUCGGCCUGAGCAGCCCGAGCCAGCACUGGCACCUACGGACAUGGAGAGCAACAAGGAGGUGGAAGCUAUUGGGCGACAACAGCAGGAGUUGAGGGGGUCGGGUGAGCAGGAUAAUAAGCAGCAUGGGCUUUUGGACAAGGUGGUCGCAACCACUGCUAAUAUCGCUCCAACAUCACUGUUAAGAAAGAGGCACCACUCGCUUUACGCCAACCUCAGUGGUUUUGAAGUGGACGGGAUACAAAAGAAUGGUACUGAGUGUGGUUUCCUGGUGCGUCAGAACUCUGAACUCUUGCGAGCCCUCGAUGAAUUGGAGAAGACUUGCACCACACUGAGGGAGGAGAAUGGCCUGCUGCGGAAGAGCAGUGCCCCAGAGACGGAGGAGAAGGUCAGACGGCUGAGGAGAAAGAACACAGAGCUGGCUGUUCUCGCUAAGAGGCUGGAGGAGAGGGCUCGGAAGCUGCAGGAGGCCAACCUCAAAGUGGUAAAUUCCCCGUCAUUGAUGAGACCUGGAUCAGUGGAACAAUAUAAGAGGGCUUUUGCCCGUCAGCGAGCUCGGGAUCUAGCCCAGCAUGCUGAUGCACUGCUGUAUAAGGACAAGGAGAUUGCUGCCCUGCAGCAGGAGUGCAGAGAGCUGGAGGCACAGCUGGGCACCACUAAGGACUCCUCUCUUCCAUCUGGCAGAGUGGAAUUUGAGAAGCUUCUCAUCGAGUCUCAGAAGGAGGUGCUACGGCUCCAGAGACAGCUCUCCGUCACAUCAUCCAGGCAGCAGCACAACCAAAGCCCUGACCACGGUGGCCUAGAGAAGUCUGGGGAAAUUACUAAGGAGGAGGGGGAAGAUAAGGUUGGAGGAGAGACCCCGUGUGUGGCAUUAGAUGAAGCUCCAUCCAGAUGUGAGAAGACUCCCGGAGAGGAGGAGGAGUCGGUACAGCAAGUGACGCCCCUACCGGGCCUCAGCCCGACCCCCUCCCAUCAGGAGGAGCACACAGAGGAGCGGCACCUUCAGUUUCUGGAAAGUGAGCUGAGCAAGAAGAGAAAAGAAUGUGAAAAUCUUGAGCAUGAAGUAAAGAAGCGACAGAAGAGAUGUCUGGAUUUGGAGAGCCAGCUUGAGGAUGAGCAAGGCAAAAAUGAGCAACUAAAGGAGGAGGCAGAUCUCCUCAGGAGGAAGGCACAGCUGCUCGACCAGACUCGGGCUGAGAAUGAGGAGCUGAGGGAAGAUCUCUCUGAAGUGACUGCUCAACACAAUUCCGUUCUCAAGGAGAACCAGAGACUCCGUGCCAAACUGGAGAACCUAGAGCAGGUCCUAAAGCACAUGCGAGAGGUCGCCGAGCGAAGGCAGCAGCUGGAAUUGGAACAUGAGCAGGCAUUGGCUAUCCUUAAGUUCAAACAGGAUGAAAUCAAACGGUUACAGCGGGCUCAGUUAUUCGCCAAGAGGGAGCACGAAGGAGUGGUUCAAAUGCUGGAGGAGUUGACUCAGCUUGUGUUGUGGAGGGAACUGUCGAAGGUACGAGAGCUGGAGGAGAAGUGUCGCAGCCAGAGCGAACAGUUUGGCUUGCUAUCCCAAGAGUUGGAGAAGUUUCGACUGCAGGCCUCGAAGGUGGACUUGGCCAGCUCUAGCCUCCUCAACAAUCCAAGUCUCUCAGUUCUGACCAAUGGGGUGGGCCUGACUACUGAACGAGACUGCACAGGUGGCUCAUGGGAUAUGGUGUCCCUGGGUGAAAUAGCCUUCUGGAGUCUUGAGGGAGGUGACACUCUCUCCUGCCCUGAGGGUAACGAUCCGCUCGAUGUGGCUGCUGCUCUGCGUAUGGGGGCCACUCCCCAUGCUGCAGGGCUGUCCAGGGUGGAGCGCUCGCCUGUCACUAAGCAUCGAGAGCUGCCCACCAUCAGCGUCAGCAAGUCAGGAUCUUCCUCCAGCAAGUCAGAAACCGCACACCUCACCCCCAAGUCCGACACCCACCUCAGUCCGCAUAAAUCAAGCCCAACACAUGAGGUGGACACUGCCAGUGAAGUAGAAGAGUUGGACGUUGACGUUGCCCCAGCACCUUUCACCGCCAGCAGAGCAGGAGCAAAACUUCAGGUUUUUAUUGCAAGAUACAGCUAUUGUCCUUAUGAUGGCCCCAAUGACAACCCUGAAGUGGAGCUGCCACUCACUGCUGGAGAAUACAUCUACGUGUAUGGUGACAUGGAUGAUGACGGUUUCUAUGAAGGAGAGCUGAUGGAUGGAAGAAGAGGGCUGGUCCCCUCUAACUUUGUGGAACGUGUAUCAGACGAUGAUGUUAUGAGCAGUCACCAUCCAGAGACAGUGGAUGUGUCCCAUAAUUCCCUGCUAGAAAGCAGCCUGCACAGUGCCAGCCACCAGCAUCACCUCCACAUGGGCGUCAGCGCCUCAGAAAGGACAGAGGCCUCUGCUGCCUCUGGCCCAGCCUCAGCCACCUCAGAUUCAGCAUCAGCCUUGGCUGUCCCAGCCCCCCUCACCAACGGCCUGGACUUGGAUUUGGAGGAGGUGGGAGUGGACAUUGUGCCUUACCCACGUAAGCUCACCCUCAUCAAGCAGCUUGCCAAGAGUAUCAUCAUCGGCUGGGACCCUCCGUUGGUGCCGGCUGGGUGGGGCAAUGUGUGGAGCUAUAAUGUAUAUGUGGACCAGGAGCUGCGGCUCAAUGUGCCCUUCGGCUCCCAGACCAAAGCGGUACUGGAGCGGCUAGACAUAAACCUCAAGGCCUACCGUGUGUCAGUUCAAAGCCUGACAGAGAAGGGUCUCUCUGACCAGCUCCGCUGCAGCAUGUUGGUCGGUCGGGAUGUUUGUGUGGCGCCCACGCAGUUGCGUGUGGAGAGGGUCACUGCCACUUCUGCCAACCUGGCCUGGCUGCCCAGCAACAGUAACUAUGUGCACAUUGUGUCCUUGAAUGAGGAGGAGUGUGAGCUGGUAAAGGCUGGCUGCUACUCGCUGUGCCUCAAUAACCUCUUGCCCAGCCUGCAGUACACAGUCAAAGUGGAGGCACGGCCGCACCGCACACCAUGGGAGUUACCUGUGGAGAGACGUGAACACAGAAGCGCUACUAUCACCUUCACCACACUGAUGGCAGUUCCAUGCCCUCAUUCUGGGAACUCAGGCCCCCCUGAUGCUCCUCUGGACGUACAGCUAGAGCCUGGUCCCUCUCCAGGUAUUGCUCUCAUCAGCUGGCUGCCAGUCACUAUAGAUGCUGCAGGGACCUCCAAUGGAGUCCGUGUCACUGGAUACACUAUAUAUGCUGACAAGAAAAAGGUGCUGGAGGUGUCUUCUCCUACUGCUGGCAGUGCCCUGCUGGGCCCCUCUCAGAUCCAGUCCCUGCAGGCAGCUCAGGAGCUCACUGUUCGCACCAUGUCUGCCCACGGGGAGUCCUGUGACUCCUUGCCAGUAAAUGUGCCCUGCAAGCUGGCUGCCAUCAUGGCAGGCCCAGCUACCACCACCCCAGUUGUGCCACAGCUGACCUGCACCCCAGUAGGUCCCAGUAUCCUGCCCCUAUCGCCGUCCUAUGGAAACUCUGCUGCCAAAGUCUCCAUGCUGCCCAGUACAUUGCCAUCAGACACACACAUUACUGGCCUCAAAGUGGAGGCUGCUGCCAACCCAUGUAAUGCUCUCCAUUCCGAAGAUCUUCUCUCAUCUGCCUCAUAUGUGAAGGCCUGGGCCCACCCUUCAUCUGCUGCUGCCUUGGCUGUGUGUGAGGCCACGUUACCAGUAGUCUCCAUCAUUACUCCAGUGGUUCAUGUGACCUCCCCCACCACCUCAGCACCUCAGCUGUCUCCAGUAGCAGCACCAGCACCUGAACAAGCACUAGUAAUGGCAACAGCACCCAUAUUGGACCAGCACAGAGACACCGACAGCCCUGGAACAAUACGUCCAUUCCCGUCCAUCACAGAGUUCAUCGAGGACCCUAGUGCCAAGCUUGGGACCCCUGAGCGUGUCCCUUCCCCACCCAAAGCCCCAAUCACAGACCUCCUUAACCCUCAGGACAUUAACCUGCUGCGACCCCUCAGCAGUUCACCACUAGAGUCUGAGGUAGAGGAGGAGCGAGAGAAUACCCGCCUGGUGUCCAUCGAGGAGUUCUUGAGGCAGGAUCACGAGCCGGCAUACUGUAUUAGGCUACAGAGUUACGGCAGGGGCCUUGCGGAGCCUCCCACUGAUUACCAUGCAGACAACAGCCGCUCAGACCUGUCUGACAUCCUAGAGGAGGAGGAGGAGGACCUUUACUCUGACCACCUUGGAGAGGCACCACCCAGAGGAUACACAGUUGGAGCUAACAGGUCAUUCAAGUUGGAGCCACCAGACAGUGAUGAGGAGGCUGUUGAAAAGAUCCUAAAGUUACCUCUUCAGGUUCCCCAAAACAAGCAACUGUUCAGCAUUCCUGAGGUGACAGAAGAGGAAGACAGCAGUCAGGAAGACCCCCUAACCCACCACCGCCAGCCUCGGCCAAGGCUCAGCCUUCUUCACCAAAGAGACCCAGAGCGCCUCCAUCAUGCCCCCCAGCAUCAUGCACAUCACUCCAACCCACACAUUCCCCCCCACCAUCACCACUUCAACUGGGAUACCAGGUCCCUAACCAAAGAGCCUUUACUCAGACAUGGACCCUUGCAGGCCAAGCCUAAGACACAGCACAGGGUGCACUAUGCAGACAUGGUGGACACCAUCAGUUUUCCUGAUGAAGAGCUGAGUUUAUAUGAGGGUCCCACCAGCAGGCAGGUCUCAGCCCGCUGUCCUCCCCAGCUGACCCACAACAGCAAAUCACUGCUUCGAGGUCUAGGGGACCGCCUUAGGAGGGAGGCCAUGCUAAGGAGCCAGAUGGCUGUCGCUGCGUUGACCAGCCCUGGUCAUGGCCUUACCCCGCCAAGACCCUACCCAGUCAGCAAAACAGUACGAACUGUGAGGUCACCUAUUAGUCGAGGGGUGGAGAUCGAUGUGGAGUACGGUACAGAUGACAAUGAAGAGCCCAUGGAAUACAUCCCCGGGGAGGUGGUGGUGGAGCAGAUGAGCUCUGAGUGGUGGGUGGAGGGCGCUCAAGUGGAGCACUGCAGACCUCCACACCGACGAGGUCCAAAAGCUGAUCCACUGGAGCCCAGCCAGAUCCCUCCAGCUGAGGCAGGUACAUCGUGGGGAGGCCAGGCGGAGAUUUCUUGUAAACCUGCAACAUUGCAGUCCAGGCACCUCAAAGGUUGUGUUGAAUCACCAAAGAUGAAAGGAGACGGUGACAUACGCAUCUUUGUAGCCCUCUUUCCGUAUGAUCCUGCCAACAUGUCACCCAAUCCUGAUGCUGCUGAGGAGGAGCUGCCCUUCAGUGAAGGACAGAUCAUCAAAGUCUAUGGAGAUAAAGACGCAGACGGGUUCUACCGAGGGGAGUCAGGUGGUCGUCUGGGCUAUGUUCCAUGCAACAUGGUGUCAGAGAUCCAGGUGGAGGAUGAGGAGACCCGGCUACAGCUACUGCAGCAGGGUUUCUUAUCCACAGCGGCCUCCAUGGAGAAGAUAGGCACUCGCACACACGCACAGCUUCCACGUCGCCCUGUUCCACCGCCGAAACCGAGACGAUCCAAGAAAGUGGAGUCUGCAGCACUCUGGGAGGAGAGCGUAGACUCCUCCAGUCAAGAUCCCAGCCACACUGCUGCUGCUGCUGCACUUGUGGAGAACCCAGCCCCAGGAGCUCGCAGGAUGGUCGCCAUCUUUGAUUACGAUCCACGAGAGAGCUCCCCCAACACUGACAUUGAGGCUGAGCUGACCUUCAGUGCAGGAGACAUCAUACAAGUGAUUGGUGACAUGGAUGAAGAUGGCUUCUUCUACGGAGAUUUGAAUGGACACAGAGGGUUGGUCCCUUCCAACUUCCUGCAGGCUCUACCAGACGAUGCUCCUGCAGAACUUCUCUCUGCCCACCCUGCACCAGAACCGAAGAAAGAAUUAACGGAUACUCAGACGUCUUCUACAGAGCCACAGGACCUCAGGCCCUCAACACUAGAAGAGGCUUUACCCCCCCAGACUGAACCUCCUUCCCCAGACAUGACAGACCCCAUGUCAGAGCUGGACACGGUUUCAGGUCCAGCUUCAGGUCCAGCUGCAGUGGAGGGCUGCUGCUCCCCUCCUGCCCCCAAUCCCACAGACAGCUCUGUGCAGGGAAAGAAGAAGAAAGGCUUUUUCUCCAAAGGGAAGAAACUGUUCAAAAAGCUGGGAUCCAGCAAGAAAGAAUGAGAGUCAGGUCAUCUGACUCUGAAUACUUCUGUCACUUUGAAAGCACUUUUUCUGUCUAUUAGUCUCCAUUGAUAGUAGGUGCAGUUAGCAGCUAUCCCAUCUAAUACCUGAUGCUUUAACCAUCAGUAAUUAUACAUUUGCCUUAGAGCCCUGCUAGACCACCUGGUAAAUAUAGAGUACUUUAAAACACCAGCGUUCAGCUUAUAGCAUCACGAGAGCAUGUAGAAGCGCAUGUUAAAGUGAGUAAACUAUACAAAUAUGCUCCAACUACUUCGUAAUUGUCCAAGCAUUUGCAAAUAUUCAACUAAUUAGAAGCUUUAAUGGUUAAAACACUAAAUAACAGCAGAGCAGACUUCAUCCCAACUCAGAGACAGCUAAUUAGAUAUUAGCUUUAAUGCUCGUGUACUGGUACCACUUUAUUUGAAGCAAACAAACAGAAGCAGCUGACUAUCUUUUCCUUUAUGUGACUAUAAAGAAUGCACUAUCCAUCCUGAAGUGAUGUAUUUUAAAUAUGUCUGCUUCCCUCACCUGUGUUUCUUGUCUUUAAGAGUAUUUAUACAGUACUUUGUACAGAACAUGUUAUUUAUUUGUAUCAGACUCUUGCCCAUACCAUCACAUUGCAUGAAGGGGCGUCAGGGCAGGAGUGUCGUCAUGUAGAGCUGUCAGAGACGGUCAGGAUCCAUUUCAUAGGUGUAGUUUAGAACUAAUCCGUUUUGGGUUUUGAGGUUUAUGGUCCUGUUUGUUAAAGUUUGAUGUAAAGAAUGCGAAGGGUUGCCCUUCUUUGUCUUGUGUGUAGAUGAAGUCUGCAGUCCACUGGUGAGACUGAAAACAGAUGCCUUUCUCCAUCAUUAAUACAGGAACUUCCAAUGGUUGUGACAACAGUCAAGACCAGCCUAACUGUUACAUACUACAUAUAAUAUGCGUGAGUGUGAGAGAGACCUGCAGUGUACAGAAUCUAAUAGUAUGUGAACAUCAGCAAGCUGCUUUGUUAGCUAACAGGGCUGCAACCAUUGAUCACUAUUAACUCUCUCGAUUGAUUCUUGAUUACUCCUUUGGUUGAUGAAACCUUAAAAAGCAGUGAACAUGCUCAUUGCACUUUUCCAGAGCCCGUAGGACUCACAUUUGAGAAUCUGAAAUCUGUCAAAUCUUUAAGUUGAGGCGAGAUAACUGCAAGAUCUGAAGUUCAUUUUGCAGUGAUUAUACGGUGGACUUGUUUUUUUUUGUGCAGUGGACAUGUUAGAUAAUGGGUGCAUUUCUAGAACAUAUCUAAGCAGAUUUUAAUCUAUUACAUUAGAAUAAGUUAAUGAAAACAGCAAAGGAUUUCAGAAAUGUACUGAUAAUUAUAUGGAAACUGAUGUCAACAAGUGCAUCAUGGUAGAGUUAUGACUCAGAAGGAUUUAGACAGAAAUUGCUUCAAUUAGGUGCCUAUUGUUUUAUCGUACCUUUCCUUAAGUACUUAAUUGUGGCCCCUUCGCUGCUGCGAGAUGUUUUUGAAACACCAACACUCACCUGUUUUCCACCUCAUGCAGUAUCUUAGCCUCGUGGUUCUCCCUCAUCACACCUUCUACCUUUAACUUUAUGUACAGUAGACAAAGAGUGUACACUGCAAAACUGAAGGAUUUAUUGAUUUAUGAACUCUAGCUAAUUUGUACUCCAAAAUUAGAAACUGAAAAUAUUUUUGGUUCGCCAUAAUAUCCAGAUUUCAAUGGAACAGUGCAGUCAGUGCAGCAGUUAGCAGCCUGUAAGCCUUUCUGGUUAGUAAUGGUUCAAAUGUUGUAUGUUUUUUCAUAUAAAAACCAACAGUGACAGCACUUCGUAGACCUGCAUUUACAGUGAGCAGUUUUCAGUUCUGUCGCUGGUCAUUUGUAGCUCUACUGUACUGUGAUAGACUUGGCUCUAAGUUGUUCAUGUAUCUUUUGUUUUGCCUCCAUGUUAGGAGUGUGGUGAUGUUGUGGUGUGUGAAUAUUGGGUCAGACAGGCUAAACAGCGUUACAACACCUUUAUCAGUUCAUGCAGAGUCGUGGUGAUUAGUUUCUCUGUCCACACAUUUGCAUCAUACCACUGUGUUAAAUAGUACAACUUUAGCAAUACAGUUCAUUGUAAACAGCAGUGGUAGAGCUUAGCUGCACUGUAGCUGUUAAUGCUUACUGAAAUGAAGAUGUAGUUCAAGUGUUGAGUGUUGCUGUGAGUGUGUGGAGCAGGCCUUAGGUUGUUAGUCACUUGCGACACGUGCAGAGAUUGAUCACUCGGUCUGAUUGUGUCACAUGGGGCUGUUAGGAAAUUUCUCAGGUUUUCAUUCAUUGUUUCUUUUCACUGCUGAGCCACCUGUCUCUGACUCUGGCUGUCAAGAAGCAGCAGAAUAUGCCAAAAUCUUAGGUGCUUUGCCUGUUACCAUAGCAAUGAGAGACAAAGCAUCCCUGACAGCAGGGGGGAGAAUUCAGCAAACUAAACUAGGGUUGAAAGGCGGAGGCCCGAUUCCUCACAUGGGAGGCAGAUUUAUUAUUAUUUUCUUUAAUGACAUGAAUGUUUGAAUUUGUCAGUGUUACAUAAAGGGAGCAUGAUGAUGCCAAGAAUAAAAGGGAGGGUGGAUUGUCAAAGACACUUUAGAUGUGAAGUAGCCGGGAUAGAGGCAAGUCUGAGGCUGUACUGUAUGUUUCCUCUUUAUUUAUGUCAUUUUUAAAAAGAAAAAAGACAAGGAGUGGAUGCUCAAAAGUUGCCGAAAUGUACAGCGAAUAUUUCUACUGAUCUUGUAUUUCACGGCCUUUAUUGCACAAGUAUUCCUCUACCUGCUGUGUAGUAACUUAGCGGCUCCACUGUCGACUGAAUAGGACCUCGACCCAUUUUGGUAGUACUUUAGCUCAGUUGAUUAUAUUUAGCCUUACAUGAAGACCUUGUUUAGUCUUAAUAAGUUGUUUACAGGAUGUUUGACUGCAUGCAUACUAAUGUUAUACCCAUGUUCUGCCUUAUUUAUGUUGCUGUCACAUUUCUGUUCUAGGCUGACUCGUCUACAAUUUUUGAGUUGUAGAUUGUUGAUGCAGUGGAAGAGAAGCUGUAGUAGCUGUCUGUAUAUACUGAACAGUGUUGGGACUUGUGGUAUAUUUUCAUACAGCACAGGAUUUUUCUUUUUUUUUGUCUGUUCUGACAUACAUUCAUUAAAACCAGUGUAAGAUUGACCUUUUUAUAUUACAUAUUAAUGUUUUUAUUACCCUUUUUGGAAGCUCAUCUGUAAAUAUUUUUGUUAAUAUUGUUUUUCAGAUUUUUUUUUUUUUUUUGCAUGUCCAAGCAGUGUCAAUGGAGGAACAGUAUGUAAAGAUGUAGUCCACAGAGGACUCCUUGACUUGAAAUUGUGAUGGUUUCUUUCCAUAUGGAUCUUUUUACAGGAAUAAAGUAUGUAUAUUUUCACAAAAA